Messenger RNA from Spinacia oleracea (spinach), 1560 nucleotides. RefSeq names its product 26S proteasome non-ATPase regulatory subunit 7 homolog A. Bases 160 to 1095 code for a protein of 311 amino acids. Gene Ontology annotation, molecular function: protein binding; metallopeptidase activity. Gene Ontology annotation, cellular component: proteasome regulatory particle; proteasome complex. The record is from RefSeq and is a predicted model, not a curated record. The transcript is spliced from 11 exons. NCBI's taxonomy places the organism in Eukaryota, Viridiplantae, Streptophyta, Magnoliopsida, Caryophyllales, Amaranthaceae. Gene Ontology annotation, biological process: proteasome-mediated ubiquitin-dependent protein catabolic process.
GGUUAGUUUCGAUCAUUUAAACUUUUAGAAGUGUGUUUCCUACACCUAUUGGAUGCUACCCCGUAUUGUGUAAAAAAGAAUAAUUAGCAAAAAAACCAAAAUAAUUCAAAUCAUAAACACAAGAAGAGAGAAGAGUAAGAGGAAGGUCUAAGAAUCACAAUGGACGUGAUUAAAACUCAGCAAAUAUUUUCAUCAAAAUCAAUCGAGAAGGUGGUUGUUCAUCCAUUGGUGCUUCUGAGCAUUGUAGAUCACUAUAAUCGUGUUGCACGCGACACCAAGAAGCGCGUCAUCGGUGUUUUGCUUGGAAGCACCUUCAAGGGUACCGUCGAUGUUACUAACAGCUACGCCGUUCCAUUUGAAGAAGAUGACAAGGACUCUAGCAUUUGGUUUCUCGACCACAACUACCAUGAAUCUAUGUUUUCCAUGUUUAGGAGAAUAAAUGCAAAGGAGCAUGUUGUGGGUUGGUAUAGCACUGGUCCUAAGCUCCGGGAGAAUGAUUUGGAUGUCCACAGAUUAUUUAGCGACUAUGUUCCAAAUCCUGUCUUGGUUAUCAUUGAUGUACAACCAGAAGAGCUGGGAAUACCAACAAAGGCUUAUUAUGCAGUUGAAGAAGUUAAAGAGAAUGCAACACAGAAGAGCCAAAAGGUAUUCGUACAUGUUCCUUCUGAAAUUGCUGCCCACGAAGUUGAGGAAAUUGGAGUUGAACACUUGCUUAGAGACGUGAAAGAUACAACAAUCAGUACUCUAGCGACAGAGGUGACUGGGAAACUUGGAGCUCUAAAGGGACUAGAUGCUCGUUUGCGAGAGAUCCGUAGUUAUCUUGAACUUGUCAUACAAGAAAAACUCCCAUUAAACCAUGAAAUAUUGUACCAUUUGCAGGAUGUGUUCAACCUUCUCCCUAAUCUUAGCGUUCUUGAGUUGGUCAAGGCUUUUGCAGUCAAAACAAAUGACAUGAUGCUGGUUAUAUAUCUGUCUUCUCUUAUCCGAAGUGUUAUUGCCCUCCACAACUUGAUUAACAACAAGAUGCUCAACAAGGAGCAUGAGAAGGCAGAAGACUCAAAGUCUUUAGCUAUAACUUCUGUCGCAGGGAGCUAAGCUCAAAAAUUAUACUUGGUUAAUGAGCUUCAGGGAGAGUACAGAUUUUGCUGUUAUUGCUAUAUCUAGAACUUGAAACUGAGAAUUUGCUUCAAUGCGCCUAGACUUUGCUUUGCAAAGUUAGGACUUGGGAAGGCAGUCCGAUACCCAUUGCAUGAGUUGAAGAAAUUAUCAUAUGUUUUAAACAUGCCAUCAUUUUUCAUUGUUUCAUUAUACCUUGUAUCUUAAGUAGUCAAGUUGCUGCUGCAUCUUUAAUGUUUGGUAGCUUGAUUACAAGGACAUAGAUUUGCUUGCUCAUGCUGUUUUUUGCUGUGCUAGCAUGAUUAUGUAGUUUGUUUACGAACCUUUUCACUCAAAAGACUAGAUAGAAGAUAAUGGGGGUAUGUAUUCAUUUAUUUGAUCCGUAUUAAGAUUGGUUGAAGUUGUAGAAGCUGUUUGACAGUACAAGAUUGUAGAUUUCCUCUA